Messenger RNA from Salarias fasciatus (jewelled blenny), 2933 nucleotides. It is a transcript of the gene srrt, whose product is annotated as serrate RNA effector molecule homolog (Arabidopsis). Lineage: Eukaryota; Metazoa; Chordata; Actinopteri; Blenniiformes; Blenniidae. Gene Ontology annotation, cellular component: nuclear body. Gene Ontology annotation, biological process: primary miRNA processing; mRNA processing. Bases 90 to 2651 code for a protein of 853 amino acids. Gene Ontology annotation, molecular function: nucleic acid binding. The record is from RefSeq and is a predicted model, not a curated record. The transcript has 20 exons.
UGUGACUGCUCAGAAUCGUCCAGAAGAAGAAGAUCACGGGGAAAGCGAGCAAACGAGCGCGAGUAUUGUUCUUCUGAGUACUUUACAAGAUGGGAGACAGCGAUGAUGAGUACGACCGCAGGAGAAGAGACAAAUUCAGACGAGAGAGAAGUGAUUAUGACCGUUCAAGAGAAAGAGAGGAUCGACGCAGAGAUGACUGGAACGACCGGGAGUGGGACAGGGGCAGAGACCGCCGCAGUAGAGGAGAGUACCGGGAUUAUGACCGAGGACGAAGGGAGAGGUUCACUCCACCCAGACAUGACAUGAGUCCUCAGCAGAAACGCAUGAGAAGAGACUGGGAUGACCAUGGUGGAGACCCAUACCGUGGUGGAUAUGACCUGGGAUAUGGUGGUGGUGGUGGAGGUCCCAGCUAUGGUCCACCGCAGCACUGGGGUCAUCCUGACCUGCACCUCAUGCAGCCUCAUCAUGGAAUACCAAUUCAAGCCAGGCUUGGCAACAUCCAUGACAUGGAUCUAGGUCCUCCUCCUCCAAUCAUGAAGAGCUUUAAGGAGUUUCUGCUGUCCCUGGACGAUUCUGUGGAUGAGACUGAAGCUGUCAAACGCUACAAUGAGUACAAGAUUGACUUCCGCCGACAACAGAUGCAGGACUUCUUUUUGGCUCAUAAAGAUGAAGAGUGGUUCAGAUCCAAGUACCACCCCGACGAGGCCAGCCGGCUCAAAGCAGAGGCCCAGAGUGCCCUGCACAAUCGCCUGAAUGUCUUUACGUUCCUGAUGGAGAACAGCUGGUUCGAUAAUGUCUCUCUGGACAUUGAACAGACCCCGGCCAUCAUCAAGGUUCUCGAUGCAGCUGUGAUCAAAAUGGAAGGUGGUACGGAUCACGAUCUCCGCAUAUUGGACAUGCCGUCCGAAGAGGAGGAAGAGAAGGAGAAGUCCGCUGCUCUUUCAGGGGUCGGCGAACCUCCCAAGAGGGAAGACCUCAAAGCCUCUGGUGGCGACCGCAAGCCCUCCGUUGAGAAAGACAAAAACGAGAAGGAGGACGGCGACUCGACCAGCACAGAAAAGGCUGCGACCGCAGAGGGCGAAGACGUGAAAGAGGAGGCAGAGAAAGAAGCUGUCAAAGAAGAAAUGCCUGAGCCUAAAAAACCAAGAAGAAAAAGGAAGCGUAGUGGAGACAGUGAUGAUGAAGCCAGCGCCUCAGAGAGCGACUCUGACUCAGAUUCUGACUCCAACUGCUCCGACAAACCUGCGAAAAAGGAAGAGGUGGAAGACAAGGAUGAGGAUGAAGAUGAGGGAGAAGAGGAGAAACCAAAGGAGAACUCUGAGGAGGAGAAGAAAGAAGAAAAGAAACCAAAGGACGAUUCUCCGAGACCACGGCCUCUCCACAGGACUUGCUCUCUGUUCAUGCGGAGUAUUGCUCCCACGAUUUCCAAGGCCGAAAUCAUUGCAUUGUGUCGUCGAUACCCUGGAUUUUUGCGAGUUUGUUUAUCUGACCCUCAUCCAGAGCGCAGGUUUUUCAGACGUUGCUGGGUGACAUUUGACCGAAGCACCAACAUCAAAGAGGUUUGCUGGAACCUUCAAAACAUUCGACUACGAGACUGUGAACUGGCACCGGGGGUGAACAGAGACCUGGCUCGCCGGGUGCGUAACGUUAAUGGUAUCACUCAGCACAAGCAGGUGCUCCGCAACGACAUCAAGCUGGCUGCCAAGCUCAUUCAUGCCCUGGAUGAAAAAGGCGACCUGUGGAGCAUCAAGUCGCAGGAAGAUGGGCAGAACACCGAGUUGCCGGCUCAGAACCCCAUCCUGAAGAAUAUCACGGAUUACCUGAUUGAGGAGGUGAGUGCAGAGGAGGAGGAGCUGCUUGGCUCUGGGAGUGGAAUAGACCCCGAGGAGAGCGUCAAGGAGGGACACCCCACUGAGACGACAGUGGAGAGGGAUGACAAACUAGCCAAGGUUUUGGACCGUCUGGUCUUGUACCUGCGUAUCGUGCACUCCAUUGACUACUACAACACUUGCGAAUAUCCAAGUGAGGAUGAAAUGCCCAACCGCUGUGGCAUGAUCCACGUGCGUGGACCCAUUCCUCCGAACCGCAUCACACACGGAGAAGUUCAGCAAUGGCAGAAGAUGAUGGAGGAGAAGUUGUUGCCUUUGUUUAGUUUAAAGGAAGUCCUUUCUGAGGACGAGGCGGGGAAGAUGGGCCGCAAGGAUCCAGAAGAGGAGGUUGAGAAGUUUGUGUCCGCCAACACUCAAGAGCUGGGAAAGGACAAAUGGCUCUGCCCUUUGAGCGGCAAGAAAUUUAAGGGACCAGAAUUCGUUCGAAAGCACAUCCUGAACAAACAUGGCGACAAGAUUGAAGAGGUGAAAAAGGAGGUGGCGUUUUUUAACAAUUUCCUCAUGGAUGCGAAGAGACCGUCACUGCCAGAGAUGAAAAUCCCUCCACUCACUGGACCCGGUCAAGGUUUGCUUUCUCCUACCAUGCCUUUUCCCCCUCAAGUUCCCCAGGGUCCAAUGGGCUUUGGCCAACCACGCCCUCCACUGAUGGGCUACGGUGCUGGGCCUUCUUAUCCCCCCAACCAAUACGGAGGAGGCCGAGGAAACUACGACAGCUUCCGGGGACAAGGUGGCUAUCUGGGAAAGCCACGCAACAUCAGGUGAGACCACUAAUGUCACGAGGGGAUCCACGCAACAUCAUUGAAUAUCGCGACUUGGAUGCUCCGGAUGAUAUGGACUUCUUUUAGCUUCACUUCAUCCUUAUUCUCUCGACCAGUAUUGUGUUUCACUUGCUUUUUCUGAGUAGCUAUAUUGUUUCUUCUCAUCAAGUAUUGGGAUUUGUUGUAAUCGUUGUGAAACUAGGACAAAAUUUGCGUACUGCUGUAAACUGGGUCCUCAAAGUUGUAAUGAAAUUACAUUGAUGUAAUAAAUGAACUAUUCAAUUAA